Molecule: messenger RNA, 1437 nt
Organism: Maylandia zebra (zebra mbuna)
Lineage: Eukaryota; Metazoa; Chordata; Actinopteri; Cichliformes; Cichlidae
Gene: irag3a
Source: RefSeq, a predicted model, not a curated record
AGCAAAUGAGCCAAACACUGACCCGUGAGAAUAUGUUUGUGCUUUCACAAAUGAUGAAGAGUCCACUGUGAACUCUGAAGUGAAUCUGAAUACUGUAAUCAGGCUUUCUCUGACAUUUGGAUUAACUCUGGUGAAAGAGGCUGACGCAGUAAUGAGCGCUGAGCCAGAGGCAGAGAUAAGCAGCUACAACCUGCCCAACAUGCCGGACAGUGACGACAGCGGAGAAGAAACUAGCCAAGAGGAGCCGCCAAUCGCAAGCUGGAGUGAGCUGCCCAUCAUAGAGCGCGUCGGCCUCAAUAGUGUAGAGAUGUCAGAGAAGGAUUUGGAGACAGCUUUCUCUCAGAUCGCCUUGUCUCUCCGCUGUGAUCAGUACACCCUGAAGCAGAGGCUGCAGGCGGAGGAGCACGCCCGUAACCUGGCUGAGGAGAACAUCCAGCUAGAGCUGAGCAGAGGCAGGGAGACCCUGGAGAUACUGAAGAGCCUGUGUUUGGACAACAAGCGCAGCGAGAUCCUGCAGAAGCUGGAGCUGUCCCUGGACAUCCUCGGAGGCACCGUGGAACGGAUCUCUAACACAGCAGAGGUGCUCGGUGCCGUGCAUCAGGAGGCUCGAGUGAGUAGAGCAGUGGAACUCAUGGUGGCUCACGUGGAGCACCUGAGGAAGCGAUAUGACAGAAAUCUAGCUGAGCUGGAAGAAGCCAGAAGGAUGAUGAUGCAGCAGCAGCAGCAGCAGGGCUCCUGCAGAAACAUCACAGAUCCCAGAGCCUCCACAGGUUUCUGCAUCAGUGAUCAAGAGGAAAGUGACAACAUAAAGAAAGAUACUCAGCAGAAGCACAUCCGUAGAAGGGUCUGUGUAUCAGUAAUUUCCAGCCAAACUCAGGAUAGGAAAAAGCAAGACUCCAGAAAGCGUCUCUCUUCCAGCAAGAAGGCUGUCCCUUUUUGCCCGUCUCCCAUGAGCUCAGAGUCCAGCUGCUCUUUCAUGAACAAGGACGACAGAUACUCAGUGGAGGACAGGCCGCACAAUCCAGAUGAAACUCCAUCAGAAGCUCUUCCAGGACCCGCUCCCAUCCUAACCCCAGAGAGCCCCCCAUCAAAACCAGUGAACAACAGCAAGACUCUGAACAAAAACUUCUCUCUGGAUACUUUGCGGCACAGACACAGGGGCAAAGCAGUCUUAUCCAACAAAGGAAGGGAGAAAAAGAUGGCAAAUAUCUGCAGACGGAUCUCCACAGUGGGGAUGUGGAGGCAACAUCCUCUGACUCACUGGCUGCAGCGCUGCCGGCUGGUUCUCCUGUGCACGUUUGUGAUUUUCUGUGUCGUAACACUGAGUUACUUCUUGUGGUAGUUUCAUGAAACACAGUCAUCAGUGCUUCACGUGAAUUAGUGCGUCGACAAUUGAAGGCUAUUUGUAAACAAACAUAAAAUGGUUUUUGAUGCCCU